UCUCCUCGCUCGCUCGCUCUCUCUCUCUCUCUUCUUUCCUUUUUUUCGCCAUCUCGUUUCGUUUUCUGGGGACAAUUUACCAAUUCCCAAGAGGUGGAAGCGUAGAUAUUGUUAGGGUUUGUAGAAUCCGCGGUCGUCCCUCUCGUUCCCUUCGCUCGUCUCCCUCUCUCGGUCCCCAUUCGAACACAAUCGAGCCAAUCGAUUGCCGGGUGUCAGCUGAUGUGAGGUUCUCCCGCGGGAUUCUCUCUGGCGGAUGGCCGACGGUAGGCGAUAUGCUCUCAAUCCCCAACUAGAUAUUACACAGAUUCUGCAAGAGGCACAAACUCGCUGGCUUCGUCCAAGUGAAAUUUGUGAGAUUCUUCGCAACUACCGGAGGUUUAAUUUGACUCCUGAUCCACCUUAUAGGCCUGCUGGUGGCUCUUUAUUCUUAUUUGAUCGAAAGGCGCUUAGGUACUUCCGUAAGGAUGGCCAUAAUUGGAGAAAGAAGAGAGAUGGAAAAACAGUUCGGGAAGCUCAUGAAAAACUGAAGUCUGGAAGUGUAGAUGUUCUUCAUUGCUACUAUGCCCAUGGUGAGGACAACGAGAACUUCCAGAGACGAAGUUACUGGAUGCUUGAUGGGCAGUUGGAGCACAUUGUUCUUGUGCACUAUCGAGAUGUGAAUGAGGGAAGCAGGUCUACCAUUCCCCAUUUGCCAAGUAUAGAUUCAGGCAGAGUGCACGGUACACAAGGAACGCAGGCAAAUUCAGCUCUUUAUUCUUCACACUUGAAUUCAUCUACUUCGACAACUCAAGCAUCUUAUGAUUCAAGCUCUAGUGCUGCUGACUGGAAUGGACAGGCUCCAUCUUCUGAAUUUGAGGAUGCAGAUUCUGGGGGGGAAUUUGGUAUAGGUUCACUUACUGAUUCUGUAUCUUGGUCGGGAUUCCAGAUUGCUUCAUUGGCUGGAAAUGAUUUGGCAGAGGAGAACACUGUAGGGUGCAGUGGUUCCUCACAACUCUAUGCAAGAGGCUUUGUAAAUACUGCAGGCUCAAGUAUUGAUCCUUCGUUUGUGAAUCAAGUGCCUCUGCAAAACUUUUUAUUAAGUGAAGACCAGCAAAAAAUUCAUGGAGCCUCACAAGGAGCUGGUUCAUUUGGUGGAGUUCGGUUUAACGAUCCCAGUAGUUUUGCUGGAUGGCCCGAUGUUCUUAGUAUUAGGGGAAGAAAUGGCAACAUGCAGGAGCAGAAUAUUUCUUUUGGACAUCCAAAUUGCCCUGACAACAUGCAAAAAGGAAUGGUUGAUUCUGAAUCGAAUGACAACAGGAUAGCUACCUAUGUCACAGAUGGUGGAUGUAAUGUCAUAGGCAAUGCACUUACACAAUUUUUUACUGAAGUUGGCAAGAGAAAUGAUCAGGUGAAAGAGGAGAAUACUGAAAACGUGAACAGCUUUGAUGAUGAGGACUUGGUAAAGGAAUCAACUCAUAUGUAUCAAAUGCCUCAUGAUGACCUUUCACAUGUAGCAGUAGAAUUUAAGAGUAACAGUGGCUCUCGAUGGAACAUCUCUGUUCCUGACCAGCCUCUGGAAUAUGAAACCGAAGUUUCCAAUACUUCCAAUGAGCCUUUGAAAAGUGAUGCAGAUAAUGAUGAGCAUGGGGAUUUGAAAAAACUAGACAGCUUUGGGAGAUGGAUGAACAAAGAGAUAGGUAAAGACUGCAAUGACUCGUUGAUGGCUUCAGAUUCUGGCAAUUACUGGAAUGCACUUGGUACUCAGAAUGAUGGCAAGGAGGUCUCAAGCCUGCCUCGUCAUAUGCAGUUGGAUAUUGAUUCACUGGGUCCUUCUCUUUCACAAGAACAGCUAUUCAGUAUUGUUGACUUCUCACCCGAUUGGGCUUAUUCUGGUGUUGAAACAAAGGUUCUUAUCGCAGGUACCUUUAUAGGCAGUGUAGAGCCCACAAGCAUCAAGUGGUGUUGUAUGUUUGGUGAACUUGAGGUUCCUGCUGAAGUUUUGACGACAAAUGUCCUUCACUGUCGAGCUCCCACACAUGCACCUGGACGGGUACCCUUCUAUAUAACUCGCAGUGAUAGGUUAGCCUGUAGUGAAAUUCGAGAAUUUGAAUAUCGUGAAAACCUAUCUGGUGUUUCUUUAGUGUCAAAAAGUGAACCAGAAGAUGAAAUUUAUCUUCAAGUACGUUUUGCAAAGCUGUUAUCACUAGGAGUAGAUAGGAGCAAGUUGUUCUGCUCGGUUGAAAAUUGUUCUAAGUGCAGCCUAAAGCAAAAGUUGUUUUUGAUGCUGAAUGAAGAAGAAAAUGGGUGGAAAAAAAUUGAGAAGGAUUCAAAGGUCUUUCAGGGAUUCGAUAAAAAUCCUAGAGAUGCAUUGAUCCAGAAGUUAUUGAAAGGUAAGCUAUAUGAGUGGCUGGUUUGCAAAGCUCAUGAGGAAGGCAGAGGCCCUAAUAUUUUGGAUGAGGAAGGCCAAGGAGCUAUCCACUUGGCAGGUGCUCUUGGCUAUGAUUGGGCAAUGGCUCCUAUAGUUACUGCUGGUGUCAGUCCAAGUUUUCGAGAUGCACGUGGCAGGACGGGGCUCCAUUGGGCUGCAUAUUAUGGCAGAGAGGAGACAGUUGUGACACUAAUUAGGCUGGGAGCUGCUCCUGGUGCAGUUGAGGACCCAACAUCAAAGUUCCCCCAUGGACAAACUGCUGCUGAUUUAGCAUCAAGUAGAGGGCAUAAAGGAAUUGCUGGAUACGUGGCUGAAGCAGAUUUGACCAGUCAUCUUUCUUCAUUAUCACUAGAAGGAAGUGUUACAGAUAGUGUUUCGGCAACUCUUGCUGCACAAAAGACCAUUGAAACAAUACAGGAUCAUAAUGUAGAUUCUUUGGAUGGUAAUGAGGGAGAGCAACUAUCACUAAGAGGAUCUCUUGCAGCUGUGAUGAAUUCAGCUCAAGCUGCUGCACGUAUUCAGGCUGCCUUCAGACUUCACUCAUUCCGCCAAAGACAAUUAAGAGAGAGCAAGGAUGAAGAGGCUGAGAGCUUGGAUGACAUUAUGGUGCUAUCCUCUUUGAACAAUAAGUUCCAUAGGAUAAGUCACUUCAAUGAAGCUUUGCAUACCGCUGCUGUUAAAAUUCAACAGAAAUACCGUGGAUGGAAGGGGCGUAAAGAAUUUUUAAAGAUCCGUGACCGGAUUGUGAAAAUCCAGGCACAUGUAAGGGGACAUCAGGUUCGUAAGCACUAUAAAAAGGUCGUUUGGUCUGUUAGUAUUGUUGAGAAGGCCAUAUUGCGCUGGAGGCGCAAAGGAGCUGGAUUACGAGGCUUUCGAGCUGAGAGUGCAAGUGGUGAUGUUGAGCAUGGGGCUGGGAAGACUGAUGAGUAUGAUUUUCUUCGACUUGGGCGGAGACAGAAGGCGGCAGGUGUAGAGAAAGCAUUGGCAAGAGUCCGGUCCAUGGCUCGUAACCCAGAAGCCCGUGAUCAGUACAUGAGAUUAGUCGCAUGCUCCCGUAAAUCCAAGUUGGGAGAUGAAGAAAACCCCUCUGCUCAAGUUCACAAUUCAGGAGAGGAAAAGAAAAUAGGGGAGGAUCUUCGUGCAACAAUGAUACACUAAACAUUAACAAUUGUAGUCUGAAUUCUUGAUGCUUUUUCGGUCUUUUAGAGUCUCGAACAGUCCAUGUGGUUUCUGUAAGUAUUUGUGAUAUGUAAUGUGUAAGAUAUAAGGGCUUUUUCUUUCUUGUCAAAUAUGAAAAUGGGUAAAAUAGGAAUGGGGGGAUGUUGUACAUGUAUGAUAGACACACCUGUCAUUCUAUCUGUAAACAGCAUUGCAAGCAUGAUAGAAUGGGUGGUCUGCGCGUUGGAUUGUUUGGUGACCAAGAUUUGAAAACGGUGCUCGCAUGCAAGCACAGCAUCAUAUGCAUAAAAGGAGAACGUUUUCCAACGCCAGAAAGUAGCAUUUUGUGGCUUACAGCGUUGCAAUCCGUGCUCCUUUGUUUUUGUCGACAAGCAAUGCUGCAGGGUAAAUUCCUUUUGUCUGCUUGUUUGGUUUGUAUGAAUCAAUUCCCACGUCACGGGGUCAAGUGAGGGAAGUGUAGUGCAUCUUUUUUCUCAACUAUUAAAUGGGGUUCUUUGUACAAAUUAUGUAACCAGUUAUAUUCAUCAAAAAAAUUGUAGUUAGAUUU
Elaeis guineensis (African oil palm) is the source of this 4133-nucleotide messenger RNA. RefSeq names its product calmodulin-binding transcription activator 2. The record is from RefSeq and is a predicted model, not a curated record. Gene Ontology annotation, cellular component: nucleus. Gene Ontology annotation, molecular function: protein binding; transcription coregulator activity; double-stranded DNA binding. Gene Ontology annotation, biological process: regulation of transcription by RNA polymerase II. NCBI's taxonomy places the organism in Eukaryota, Viridiplantae, Streptophyta, Magnoliopsida, Arecales, Arecaceae.